This is a messenger RNA of Hypanus sabinus (Atlantic stingray), 2876 nucleotides long. RefSeq lists its product as uncharacterized. Lineage: Eukaryota; Metazoa; Chordata; Chondrichthyes; Myliobatiformes; Dasyatidae. Bases 408 to 2141 code for a protein of 577 amino acids. The transcript has 2 exons. The record is from RefSeq and is a predicted model, not a curated record.
GUUUAUAAUAUUUUCGCUUAGUGAUUCAUUCAAUAGUAUUUUCUAGUUAGAAUUAGAAGUGUUUAAAGUAUAUUCAUUGCAUGUAAAAUAUAUCGGCAUGCGAUGACGUCACAUCCGGUUUCGCCGCGUCUUGUGGGAAAACACCGGUUUGAAAUUAGCGCGAGGGUGGGGGCUUUCCACGAGGCUCACCUGAGCACAAGCAGUUUUGCAGGCAUGAGAAAUCACAGUGAGAGCAACGCUUUUUCACCAUAUGUUAAUGUGAAGAGUGAACAGUAAAUGGUUAAUCUUACUGCGAUCUGGUUCUUAUUAACUGUGGUUUAUCCGGACGUUAAAUUCGGCGUUUCGUUACACCCGAAGGAGAACGUGACAGUGAAAAAGCGGCAUUAUCAGGUGUUUCAAGUGCUGCAAUGUCAGCUCAAUCCAGCAUCAAGUCGACGCCGCCCAGCGACAAGGGCAGUAAACCGACAUCAAGUAAGCCCACCCGGGCGUUAUCAGGUGUUCCACGUGCUGCAAUGUCAGCUCGAUCCGGGAUCAAGUCGAUGGCGCCCAGCGACAAGGGCAGUAGAACGACAUCAAGUAAGUCCGCACAGGCAAGAGCCAAGGCAGAAGCCGCCAAGGUGCGACUGCAUUACGCCAGACAAGAAGCAGUUUUGAAAAUGAAACUGGCCACCAGAGAAGCCGAAAUCCAGAAAGAAGAGGCUGCCAGAGAAGCCGAAAUCCAGAAAGAAAGGGCCGCCAGACAAAGAGAAGAGGCUGCCAGAGAAGCCGAAAUCCAAAGAGAAGAGGCUGCCAGAGAAGCCGAAAUCCAGAAAGAAAGGGCUGCCAGAGAAGCCGAAAUCCAGAAAGAAAGGGCCGCCCGAGAAGCCGAAAUCCAGUUGGAAAUGGCAAAAAUAUCGACAGAGUUGCAAGUGCUGCAGCUAGAAAGAGAAGAAGCUGCUGCCAUGGCGGAAGCAAAGUACAUAGAAGAAGCUGAAGGGUCGCGUGAUCUGACCGCAGCAAGAUCUACUUUAGAAAGGACCAGACUGGAACGCACAAGCGACUAUGUACAAUCUCAAAUAGACAGGCAGGCUCGUCUCCCCUCUCCAUACGUAUUCGAUAACUUCCCCAGCUACGAGGAACCUCAGAGAGUCACGAUUGCAUCACAUCCAUACGAGGAAGGAAAUUUACCCUCACGGCUCCGUGAUGAAGUCAAGAAUGAAAGAACCGACAACGCUCCUUCACCCCCACAACAGGACGGCGGGGAGGGAGAGGUUCACUCCAGGACAACAAUUGUCAGCUCGAACUGUACAGAAGUUUGCGGUCAAACUCAGUCAAGCCGUUCUUGUUCCGAGAUCUGCCUCACUGAGGUGUACCCUAAAGAAGCACAACAAGACAUUACCAAGCGUAAAGUAACCGACGAGACGCUAGGUCAGUCAGUUUUCGUUCAAACCAAGCACGGAAACAAACUUGCACAAUCAGCUCAAGAUACCAUUUCUUUAAAACCCAAAGACACCAAGGUCUUCAGAGAUGAAGCAAAUAAUGGGGUUGCCCCAUUGCCAAUCAGAGAACCACGCCAGCGCUCACCAGAUAACAAAGAGCAGGCAGUCAAACGGUUCACGUCCUUACGGAAAACCUGGAAAAGGAAACCUGAGAUACAGCAACGCACCCGAUUGGCCCACGAGGUACUGUGCACCCUAAUGGCAGAGGUCACAGCCAUUAUAAACGCACAAUCAUUCCUACCUGUGUCUUCUGACCCAGAAAACCCCUUUAUACUUUCGCCAUCAACGCUCCUUACGCAGAAGGCAGGAGCACCUCCUCCACCAGGAGACUUCUCAGACAAGGAUUUGUACACAAAACAAUGGAGACAAGUCCAGGCUCUGGCAAAUCAGUUCUGGCCUCGCUGGAGACAAAAAUAUCUACCUUUGUUGCAACAGAGACAAAAGUGGACAGAACCCCGCAGGAAUCUUCAAGUUGGAGACUUAGUCCUGCUCAGGGACAAGCAAGUCGCUCGCAACAGCUGGCCAACGGCCAGAAUCACUGCUACAUUCCCUAUCGGGGAUGGACAUGUCAGGAAGAUCGAAUUGAAGACUACCGACCAAGGCGAUGUGAAAAUUUACCAAGGGCCAGUUACAGAAGUUAUUCUACUUCUACCCAAUGACUGAUUAAGAGACUAAGUUUUGUACUCUGCUCAUUGUGACCUUACGAAGGUCAAGCGGGGAGUGUGCUGUCUUUACGACAGUUAUUUAGUUUAUAAUAUUUUCGCUUAGUGAUUCAUUCAAUAGUAUUUUCUAGUUAGAAUUAGAAGUGUUUAAAGUAUAUUCAUUGCAUGUAAAAUAUAUCGGCAUGCGAUGACGUCACAUCCGGUUUCGCCGCGUCUUGUGGGAAAACACCGGUUUGAAAUUAGCGCGAGGGUGGGGGCUUUCCACGAGGCUCACCUGAGCACAAGCAGUUUUGCAGGCAUGAGAAAUCACAGUGAGAGCAACGCUGUAAGUUAAUAGAUAAUCGAUAUAUUGAACUAAGAUGUUAAUGCUGAUCCUGUUAGAGGUAACGACGGUAGAUAAUGUUUAUGCUUUCGUUAGUUAAAGAGUCGCGGAUAGUUUGCAUGGAAGUGUAUUUAAAGUAGUCAAUGGAGCAGGUAAACUCUCCCUGUAUACUGCACCUUAGUGUAAUGUAGUUAUAGUCACCUUUGCAAGUAUUUACACUUGAAAUGUGAUAUUAAGGAAGGAACAAAUACUGUAUCAAUCUUGUAUUGUUUUAUCAACAGUUUUCACCAUAUGUUAAUGUGAAGAGUGAACAGUAAAUGGUUAAUCUUACUGCGAUCUGGUUCUUAUUAACUGUGGUUUAUCCGGACGUUAAAUUCGGCGUUUCGUUACACCCGAAGGAGAACGUGACAAUCA